GAGGAGGAAGAAGAAGAAGAAGAAGAAGGCAGACGCUCGCCACGUGUGACAUCAAGAUCAAGAUUAAGCUCCCUCACACACUUCCCACGUGCAGACCGCUGACUGCUGACUCUGCUGACCUGGGCUGACUUUUCCACCUCUACCCUAUUCCUCCCAUUUCUCUAAGGUUGCUGUGUCCACCACCACCAUGCCUGAAGGAGAAGCAGCGGUAGUAGCAGCCACCAACGGCAAGGCCAAGGUUGGGGAGGGGGAGAAGGAGAAGGCCGCCACCACUGCCUUGGCUGAGGGCAAGGAGGCUGCUACCAACGGCCAGGCCAAGGUUGAGGAGGGAGAGAAGAAGACAGCCGCCACCACUGCCUUGGCUGAGGACAAAGAGGCUGCUACCAACGGCCAGGCCAAGGUGGAGGAGCUGGACGAGGAGAAGCAGGCAAAGGUUGUCAAGCAGAUUGAGUACUACUUUGGCGACUACAACCUCCCAAGGGACAAGUUUCUGCAGCAGGAGAUCAAAAAUGACGAGGGUUGGGUCACGCUGGACACCAUGACCAAGUUCAAGCGCCUGGCCUCCAUCUCCUCGGACAAGGCUGCCAUCGCCGCUGCCCUCCGCAACUCAGGCUCCAGCUUCAUCGAGGUACACGAGGAGGGAGAGAAGAUCCGCCGCGCCCCCUCCCACCCACUGCCCAUCUUUGACGAUAACCUGAAGGAGGAGACCAAGAAGCGCACCAUCUACUGUAAAGGCUUUGCCAAGGACGGCUCAGUCACCCUUGACCAGCUCCUGGAGUUCUUCAAGCAGUACGGCCCCUAUGACACUGUGCUGAUGCGGCAUUUCUUCGACAAGGAGGCCAAGAAACAAGGCUUCAAGGGCUCGGUGCUGGUCGUGUUUGUCGACCGAGAGAAUGCUGAGAAGUUCCUGAACCUGCCGGAGGUAAAGUACAACGGCACACAGCUCCUGCGGAAGUGGCACGAGGAUUACCUGGAGGAGAAGAGGAAAGAGAUCGAGGAGCGGAAGGCUAGGAAGGAGGCAAAGAAGAAGGACGGAGACAACGCAUCCCAGGAGAACGAGGAUGAAGAGGAACCCCCCAAAGGCACCUUCCUCCACUUCUCUGGGGUGACGGAGGGCUCGGAGGUGACGAGGGAGGACAUGAAGGAGUCACUGGGGGAUGCUCAGGACCAGUGUGCUUGGGUGGACUACAGCCGGGGCAUGAAGGAGGGCUAUCUGCGCUUCAAGGAGCCAGAGUCCAACAAGACCAUCAUGGAUAAACUGGACGGCAAACUCAAGGUCAAGGAUAUGGAGGUCACACUGCGCCUGGUGGAAGGUGAAGAGGAGGAGGAACAGCUCAGCAAGAUGAAGGUCGCUCGUAGCAAGGCACGCGCCAACUCCGGAGGCAGGAAACGAAGGGGUGGAAGGGCGGGUGGGGGGUUCCAGAAGCGCAGGAGGAACUAGAUGUUCUCUACACUCAAGUCACCACCACCUCCUAAAAUUUGUUCCCCUUGUUUCUCGUGAUCACCACCUCCACCACCUUCACCGUCACUAUGCCCAAGGAAGCUGGUGCAGAGAAAUCAGCUAAGGUCAUAGAUCAGACCUCAGGGGGCCAUCUGUUUUCUCUUUUCUUCUUUUUCUACCUCUUCUUCCCCCUCUUCUUCUACUAUGGAGAUAUAUGCAAUCAUUUAGUGUACAGUCUUUGAGGUGAGUGACAUUGUUUUGAACAGACAUGUACACUAUUGUGAUGUUACUAAACAGGAUUCUACAUCACACUUUUACGAAAUUAUUUACCCUCAGAGAAUUGUAAUUUUUUAUCUAGUUUUAAAGUAUUUAAAGUAAAAGGCACGUGUGUAGUUUUCGUAAUGCAGGACACUGUACCAAUGAUGUUUUGCUAGGCUGAGAGUCUAGUAAUAAUUCUUUCUUUUAUAUUUUGUUACUCUUACAUAUGCUUCUUUGUAUAAUUCUUGACAACCCUUCUUAGGAGUAUUUGAUCUGAGUAUGUGUGUUUUGUUUCUUGUCAAACAUGCUUCGGAAAUAAUUUUUUAGGUUGAGAAUCUAGCUGAAUUUUAAAAUACUGAACACUGAAAAUUAAGUUUAUUACUUUAUAUAAUUAUAAUAGUGUGUGUUGGCACACUAAAGUUAUGGUGAAGUGUCGCCUCAAAAGUGUCAGUGCAUUACCAGGACACAUUUUGAGGGAUUGCUUCUCCUUUUCCUCUCAGGCUGACCACCUAAGGAGGGGUUGGUGACCUCAGAAUUACUUGCCCCCUGACAGGAUCCACUUUGAUCAUCCCUUACACCAAGUGCUGUAUGUUCUCCUAAUCUUUGUGUUUUAAAACUUUUAUAUACUAUACACUGUAGGCAAUCUGAUUGCCUGCAGUGCCCAUUACACGUCAGGAGAAAUGUAAAAAAAAUAAAUAAAAAGUAAAAAAAUAAUAAAAUAUUAAACUAUAGAAA
Eriocheir sinensis (Chinese mitten crab) is the source of this 2434-nucleotide messenger RNA. RefSeq names its product la protein homolog (gene La). NCBI's taxonomy places the organism in Eukaryota, Metazoa, Arthropoda, Malacostraca, Decapoda, Varunidae. Gene Ontology annotation, cellular component: ribonucleoprotein complex; cytosol; nucleus. The coding region runs from base 188 to 1441 and encodes 417 amino acids. The transcript is spliced from 7 exons. Gene Ontology annotation, biological process: RNA processing; positive regulation of translation. Gene Ontology annotation, molecular function: RNA binding. The record is from RefSeq and is a predicted model, not a curated record.